UUGAUCGAGUCGAGAUCGGAGAUUCGGCGGGAUUUUCGGACCUUUUUCUGAAAACCGGUGUAGCUUAGUGCAACCUGUGUUUUUUUUAAGGACUGUAGGGAAUAGUAAUCAGUUGGGUGCACUUUUUGGGAUCGUGCUAGAUUAUUUUUAAAUCUGAAGCAGCUGUUGAGAUCAAGUGGAACGAUUUUCGGUCGAUCACAGACCCAAUUGAAAGUGGAUUGUUGCAGUUUGGCCUGUGUGAAGCAAAUCUGGUGGUGCCUUUCAAUUAGACAAUCAACGGGGUUCUUCAGAAAGUGCAUAGUUUUUUCGUUUAUCCCUGAAGCCUGGGUUGUGAAACUUUGAACGAGCGCUGCAUAACCUUCAACCUUUGAUCGCGAGCUGAUUGAACAGCCGCUGAAAAUGAUGUUGCGAUUGCUGAUAACGACGGCCUGUCUGGUGACACAUGGCCUCGGUCGGCCUGAUGUUUCACACCUCUUCAAGCAGAAUGUGCCCCGAAAUCGACAGCCCCGAAACUUCCGCUCCAAUGGUACCGAUUUGGAGACCCGAGUGGCUAACGAGAAUGAGUUCAAUGUUUUCAACAUCCGAACGCCAGUCAGCGGAUCCGAGGUAAAUGGUUUGGGGGCUAAAUCAUUCUUUCCACAGCAAAAAGCGAAUGCUAAUCGGGUAUUCCGAGAUUCUGUUAAGCCUUCCCCGUUCAAGAAAAAUACCGCCGAGUAUGGGUAUACCUAUGACAAACCUACAGAUCCGUUCGAUUUUCCCAUCAAUCCGGAUGCAAAUUUGAUCAAACCGGUUUCUACGCAAGCUCCCGAGUACCUGCCUCCGGUUGACUUAGGAGAUUUUCCGGAUGUGAAUUCGGGCUUCCAAAAUCCACAAUGCCCUGGUUCAAUCUGUCCAAGCGGUCCAGGAUCGGAAUCACAGGUCCCCGAGCAGCCAUACGUUCAUCAACCCAAUCAACCAGGUGGUUCUCAACCUCCAAAUGGAUUCCCUUAUCCGUCUUCACCACAGACUCCUGUAACAGAUAGUUAUCCAAACUAUCCACAAUCUUCCUCUACGAAUGGUGAAAUUUCAGACUAUCCAACAUCCUUUAGUCCACCGACACCUCAACAGGGGUCAUCUCCAGGUCCGAAUCAGUUUACCGGUUAUCCACAGGCAUCGACGCCAAGCGAAGGAUUCCCAAGCUAUCCUCAAGGAUCAUCUCCAAGUUCACAACAGCCACAAUCUCCAGGAAUCGAUCAACCAUACGGUUCCACAAACCCUGCUCAGGGAUCAACUCCGCAACCUCUGCCCUCAAACGGCUACACUCCUCAAGGUUCUACACAACCUCCAACAAAUGGUUUCACCGGCUACGACCAACCAUCUUCUCCGAGUAAUGGCUUUACCGAUUAUCCUCAAGGAUCGUCACCAGGUCCUCAACAGCCUUCAUCUCCAAAACCUCAGUCCUCAAACGGUUACACUCCACAAGGUUCAACGCAGAGACCAACAAAUGGUUUCACCGGCUACGACCAGCCUUCUUCACCGAGUAAUGGCUUUACCGAUUAUCCUCAGGGAUCAUCACCAGGACCUCAGCAGUCUUCUACCCCGAAACCUCAGUAUCCUUCUACUGGUUCUAAUGACUUCUCUCCAAGUUUUGGUGAAGAUUUUACCACUCAAGGUCCCACUCAAGGCUAUCCCCAGGGGACAACCCUGAGUCCAUUCAGCCAAAAUCCCGAUAUUCCAGUGACACCUGAAGACGGAUCGACAGGUUAUACCCAGGGACCGGCUACUCAAAGUCCAACUACAGCUGCCGAUAAGUACCCAAGCAAACCCGAUCUUGUUCUUCCUCCUAAUUUGAAUGAAGUGAUAGGUGAACCUGGUGACAUCAAUGAACUUGCCACAACUAUACUUUCCACAACGACCACUCGUAAGCCCAAUGGAUACAAUAUUCCUCCUAAACCCUACCCAGAGUUGAUUGUACCCAAAGAACAAGAGCCAACUCAGCAAACCACCGGCAGACCAGAGGUUCCGUCAACGGUUGCUUCAACUUCACGACCUUCAUAUGGAGAAAUACCCUCGACCAAUGCCCCCGAAUAUCUGCCUCCAGAUGAUCAGCCUCAGCAACCGGAAAAUCCUGGUUACACUCAACAGCCAACGACAACAAGCUCCAGCUACCCCGGAAGCAAUCCUAGCCUAGGAACAACUCAAAAACCAAGUUCAACCGGUUCUACAGAUAGUCCUUAUCCGUACGAACCAUGUUCUCCGGGAUCUGGUUGUACCCCGGAUUACCCACGACCGAAUGAUGAAACUACGUUCGGCUCAAGUUAUGCUGACACAACUACGACUAGCAGAUAUCCAAGUCAGGACACGACCACCAAUAGGCCUUCAACAAACUACGGACCAUCUUUCCCAACGACUGGGGAGUCCGAGUACCCUUCUCAAGGUCAGACUACCUCUACCACCACCUACGAACCGUUUGAGAGCACUUCCUACGAUCCUCAGUCAUCUACCUCGAAACCCACAGGUCAACCGUUGUACUCAACUACCACGGAACAACCCUUCAAUACGACAGGUUCCACAUCGGCUCCCGAGUACCUACCUCCAGAUAACGAGCCAAGCCAACCAAGUUAUGGUCAACCGUCAACUUACCCUCCGGCUUACAACCCACAAUCAACCAGUCGACCAACGAUUCCUUCCGACAGUCUAAUCAACGGUCAAGAUCAAUCACCAGGCUUCCUUCCAUCCCUUCCAACAAAAUCCCCGACCGAGCAGAUGGCCAUCAUCUCGGAGAUCAACGGCCUGGACAGUGACACCAACAACGGAUAUCUACCACCCCUCCCAACCAUCGAAACCGGAAUACGGAUCGUCGUCGAAGAUACCCCUUCAUCGGAAUCCAGUGAUCGUAGCACCAGUGAGGCACCCACGACGUCCAUCGAAACGUCCACGACGCCCAGUGAACCUUCUUCUACAAACGAAACCCCUUCGCCCAGUGAAUUUUCUACACCCUCCAGCGAGACCCCUUCAAUCUUCUCAAGUGAUCCAACUCCAUCUACGGAAUCUCCUUCCCCAACUGGUUCCCAGUCCGAAGUUGAUGAACCUUUCCCAACUGAGCCAGUACCAUCAUCUAGUGAACUUCCUCAGCAACCCCAACAAACAACCGACAAAAUCACAACGUAUCAUCCAUCAUCAACGGAGCGAACGCCAGAGCCAGACCCGGAGCAGCCUUCCUCGACCGAUCCCGAACCGGAAGCGGCGGAGGGUUCCGAAAUCCAAACCCAACUAGCGACCGUCAGUCCUCGUUUCGAUGGCAACGACGAACAAGUUCCCCAGCAGCAAAAACAACCGCAGCAGGACAAAGUGCCAUCGUCACCGGUGCCGGUGCCAUCUUCCGGGGUCAUCCCUUCGCAUACGCUAGACGCAAACGGUUACCACUACCGGGUUCCCAGUAUUCCGUUUCCGGGAUGAGCGAAGGCGUGUGGGAAGUAGAUCUCUUAAUUUUUUUUUCUAGUGUAUAAGAUGGCGGACGGUCGAUCGUUGAGACCCCUAUCCUAGAGCGUGUCGAAGCUCUCUGUUUUAUUGUGAGUUGAAGGAAGAAAAAAAGUGUUGCCAGACUUUCAAAUUUGAUGUGAUAUUUGAACCACAACUGCUUGAGGGUGUUUACAAAUGACA
Messenger RNA from Uranotaenia lowii, 3642 nucleotides. Its product is annotated as mucin-2-like. The transcript is spliced from 2 exons. The record is from RefSeq and is a predicted model, not a curated record. NCBI's taxonomy places the organism in Eukaryota, Metazoa, Arthropoda, Insecta, Diptera, Culicidae. The coding region runs from base 400 to 3438 and encodes 1012 amino acids.